CCUAGUGAGGAGACUGUCUGAAAACACGUACACAUCUCGACUCGCCCUACCGCACGGGCUCUGUCUCCGCGUAGAAAAAAAAAAAAAAAAGUUUGGAGCGCUCAGGCUCAGCAGUGCCACGCAGUGAGAGAGGCCCGCCGAGUCGACUUCUUUUUUGUUUUUUUUUGGAGCGACCUUGGAAAGAAAGGGAAAGUCAAAACAAGGGGCAACCGCCAUAACCAUCAGCAGAAAAACUCACAACGUGAAGAAGGAAUAGCUUAGCAACAGAGUCCCACUUCCUGAGGUGUAAAGGAUCAAGCUCCUAACACCACGGAUAUGGACUCGCAGCCACAAGGACAGCAAGCAGCCGUGCCAGUGUUCCAACCCCAGAAACCGCUGCAGCCAGAUAUGGGCCAUAAUUCACUGGCUAACUUCCAAAUUGAGAAGAAGAUUGGUCGUGGGCAGUUCAGUGAAGUGUACCGGGCGAGGUACCUGCUAGACAACACAUCAGUGGCCCUGAAGAAGGUUCAGAUAUUCGACUUGAUGGAUGCCAAGGCUCGGCAAGAUUGCAUCAAAGAGAUAGAUCUCCUUAAGCAAUUGAACCACCCCAAUGUGAUAAAGUACCAUGCAUCUUUUAUUGAGGACAAUGAGCUAAACAUAGUCCUGGAGUUAGCGGAUGCCGGGGACCUCUCACGUAUGAUCAAGCACUUUAAGAAGCAGAGGAGGCUUAUCCCAGAGAGAACAGUGUGGAAGUACUUUGUCCAACUCUGCAGUGCGCUCGAACAUAUGCACUCCCGAAGAGUCAUGCACAGAGAUAUCAAACCAGCCAAUGUAUUCAUCACAGCCACAGGAGUAGUGAAACUAGGAGACUUGGGACUGGGACGAUUCUUCAGCUCCAAAACAACCGCCGCUCAUUCGCUAGUGGGUACUCCGUACUACAUGUCACCAGAGAGGAUACAUGAAAACGGAUACAACUUCAAAUCUGACAUCUGGUCGCUGGGAUGCCUGCUCUACGAGAUGGCAGCCCUACAGAGCCCGUUCUAUGGGGAUAAGAUGAAUCUUUACUCCCUUUGUAAGAAGAUAGAACAGUGUGACUACCCCCCUCUUCCCUCAGAUCACUACUCAGAGGAGCUGAGGAACUUGGUAGAUAUGUGCAUCAACCCCGACCCGGAGAAGAGGCCGGACAUCACCUAUGUGUACGACAUUGCCAAACACAUGCAGAACCUCACACAGGGCAGCUAAGCCCAGAGUUAAACACACUAUAGCUUGCAGAACCCCCCCCCCCCGCGCUUUUCAUGCUGGACUUGUAUACAUCUAUCAGCUUUUAUACAAUAACCUACUCCAGAGUUUAGCUGCUCCUUGUCAUAAGUAGUACGUGUAACAGAUUUUUAUUUACAAGAUGAUGGUACAGUUUAUAACUUGACGGACACCCAAACCUUUUCUUUUCUGCCCUAGGAUAAAGAUUAAAGAGAUUACAAUUAUUUGUCAGAUGGACCUCCCAUUCCUUAGACUUAUAUGUUACAGCUACGAAAAUCAGUGUGUUCUAAUUCACUGAUGCAUUUGUUCCUAUGGCUUUAAAAUGCAUGUCCUCUGUAUUUUCAUGUGGUGAACUGAAGCCAUUCUACAGCAGCUGCUACUAGCAGAUGCUGUUUAAAGCAGAUAUACUGGAAAAUGGUAAAAUCAGCAAAAAAGUUGUAAUUGUAGGUGUUACCUCAAUCCUCAAAAUAUCCAUCAAUGCAAAUACUAUUUAAAAAUUACCUUGUGGGCUUUAAUUGUGUCUAAUGCGACCUAUGGUCACCAAAUGGCACAAGAAAGACCAUAAAAACUUUUACAACGGGUAACAUUGGAGUGAAAAGAUUUUCAAUCAGUGGCAGCAAAACUGAGAGACCUAACCGAGUGUUAUCGAUGUUUGCAGUGUUGUUGUGUUGCACUUUUUUAUCCUGGUAACGGAAGGCUGGCAGGGUGAUCAUGUCUAAUGAAUGUAUUAGGAGAGGAGGGAUCAUCUGGAGGGUAGACUAGCGAUGUGCUUGGGGGAGAACAUGGGCAAAUGUCUCCACAACACUUUGAAUGUAAGUCAUUUUGACACCUAUGUAUUGUCUUUGAGAAAUUCAGAAUGUCUCUUUUCGACAGCCUAGAAGGAGUGGUAGGAGAUGUAACAAAAGCAGUUUUGUAUCUGUUGUUUACCAUAGUCACUGACACCAAAAUAUCUCUUCCUUGGUUCAGUUUAAGGAAGAUAUACUGUUUUUACAUAGUGUGAGUUUUUUUUUUUUUUUUUUUAGGGCCGGUAAAAUCAUAAUGAAGACUUGAAAAAAAUCCAAAAUUAAAACACGUAGUUCUCCAUCAUGGUCCGGUUGACCCACCAGAAUGUUAGUCUGUGUAGACAAACUUUUGUGAUUUUUAAUGUUGCUGUGUAAGUUUGCAGUGUACGUGUCUUGUUGAGGAACAAAUAUGUUAAAGAGAUAGCAGAUGUGUA
This is a messenger RNA of Xiphias gladius (swordfish), 2452 nucleotides long. It is a transcript of the gene nek7, whose product is annotated as NIMA-related kinase 7. The transcript is spliced from 10 exons. NCBI's taxonomy places the organism in Eukaryota, Metazoa, Chordata, Actinopteri, Istiophoriformes, Xiphiidae. The record is from RefSeq and is a predicted model, not a curated record. Gene Ontology annotation, molecular function: protein kinase activity; ATP binding. Bases 316 to 1221 code for a protein of 301 amino acids. Gene Ontology annotation, biological process: protein phosphorylation.